Molecule: messenger RNA, 1183 nt
Organism: Chironomus riparius
Lineage: Eukaryota; Metazoa; Arthropoda; Insecta; Diptera; Chironomidae
Source: the annotation of a GenBank genome assembly
AAAAGCACUAAGCACGUCUAUAAAAUGAGAUAUCAAUCACUUUCAAACAAAUUAUUAAAACCGGAUUGCAUGAUUUGGCAGUAUUUCAUGCUUGGUGCAUUUUGUUUAUUGUUUUUUAUUCUCGCGACAUAUAAGCUUACAAAUUUAUACAGUGAAGAGGAGAUUCAAUUGUAUAGUCCAUCGCCAAUCAUGAAAAUAUCGCUUGCUCAGUUUCUAGAAGCUAAAACAUUGUUACUCGAGAAUAUUUUAAGUGAUAUAGAAUUUUUGGAAGAUGAAAAGAAUAAGAAAAUAUUUUUCAUUGAGAGUCACAUGGAUGCGAUGAGAAUACUUGAUAAUCCAAGACAUGCAUGUUCUGUUGAGUCUGCUGCAAAAACCAAUCCAGAUACUCAAAUUUUCUUCAUCUUAACAACUAAAUCAAAUCAAAUGCUGCUUAAAUACUCAGAAAUAGCUAGAGCUCUCUUAUCAUACGACAACAUCCACAUCCGGUUCCUAAAUAUCUAUGAAUUUUCAAAAGGAACAGUUUUAGAAGAUCUAUUCGUACAUAAAAAGAUUUUAAAAUCAAAAUAUCCAAUUGAACAUAUGGCAGAUGUUCUGAGGAUUUUGAUUUUGAAUAGAUUUGGAGGAACAUACCUGGAUCUUGAUGUGCUGUCUCUAGUUCCAUUAAAAAAAAUUAAUCAAGAAAAUUUUGCAUGCCCAGAAUCUGACAAUGUGGUUACAAAUGCUGUUGUUAAUAUUGGUUAUAAAAACCAUGAAGUGAUGGAAGCUUAUUUACACAAACUUAGCAUUAGUUAUAGCCCAAAAGAAUGGGGUGCCAACGGACCAGAUAUGUUCACAGACUCAAUCAGACAAUUUUGCAAAGGAGUGAAUUUAGAAAAGCGCAACACAACAAUAUGUGGGAACUUUACGACAUUUCCAUCUGAAAAGUGUUAUCCAAUUGAAUUUGACGGAUAUUGGAUGUUCUACAGUGAGGAAAGUUACAAGAAUGUAACAGAAAUACUAUAUGCAACUCAGCCAUACUUUCUGCAUAUUUGGAAUAAGAUGUUGAAUUUUUCAAAACAAGAGUUUAGGCUUGUUUAUAGCGGACAUAGUACUUAUGUUGAACUAGGCAAAAAAUACUGUCCACAAGUCAUGAAAACAACUGAGAAAUAUUUUAGAUAAUAAAAUUUAUUAAUUAAACUAAAGA